CAGAGACAAGUUUUUCUUCUUUUUAUCUUAAUUUAAAAAUUUGUAUUUGACAUCGGGACGUCUUGGGCACAUGAAGGCAACACGGCAGGCCGGUUCGGGCGGAGUCGGGCGGAGUCGGGUGGACUCGGCAGCCGAAGAGGGGGGCACUGUUUUCAUUCGUCAGGGCUGCGUGUCGAGCUUUUGUCCAGGAGAAAUGGCUGGGAUUAAAGCUCUCAUCAGCCUGUCCUUCGGAGGGGCCAUCGGCCUCAUGUUCCUCAUGCUAGGAUGUGCCCUCCCCGUGUACGAUAAAUACUGGCCUUUGUUCCUGCUCUUCUUCUACAUCCUCUCCCCGAUCCCGUACUGCAUCUCGCGGAGGGUGGUCGACGACACAGACUCGGCCAGUAACGCCUGCAAAGAGCUGGCCAUCUUCCUCACGACGGGCAUCGUCAUCUCAGCCUUCGGCCUGCCCAUCGUCUUCGCAAGAGCCGACGUAGUAAGUCUCAGUGGAGAGAUCACUCCACCAAAACUGGAAACCUAAAAUCAAAAUCAAAGGAAACAAGACAACAAAUGCAAAAUCAAAACCUCAUUAUUUCCACAUCCUGAAAAAGUGGAAAGGAUACAAAGAGUAGAUCAGUA
Molecule: messenger RNA, 615 nt
Organism: Plectropomus leopardus (leopard coralgrouper)
Lineage: Eukaryota; Metazoa; Chordata; Actinopteri; Perciformes; Serranidae
Source: RefSeq, a predicted model, not a curated record